Molecule: messenger RNA, 2495 nt
Organism: Betta splendens (Siamese fighting fish)
Lineage: Eukaryota; Metazoa; Chordata; Actinopteri; Anabantiformes; Osphronemidae
Product: protein CutA homolog
Exons: 7
Coding region: 459-971 (170 amino acids)
Biological process (GO): response to metal ion
Molecular function (GO): copper ion binding
Source: RefSeq, a predicted model, not a curated record
GAUAUCAAACAUCAACAUACAGUAGAGCUACAGUAUAAGUGCCUAAAAGGCCUAAUAUCACGCUUUAAUUAUAGCGCAAUUAUUAUAUUCCUAGGUUGCAGCAGAUUGAAGUAAACCUAUUUUAGUAACUCUGUGCUCAGUAGUAUUACAGUAGUACAAAUACUGCAGCGUAGUACUGCGUUAGUUCAUGUUUCCCUUUUAUUGCCAUCACAAACACGCUGGGAUGCUGGAGGAACUUUUGUUUGUACAGCAACACAAAGCCGAUUACGAUCCGGGGGGGGACACCGCCAUAGGUGAUCCUGCAUUUCUAUUGGUCCCCGCCGUGGUUGCAGGAAGUGGUUGCAGCCAAUCGGAGGGCGCAGCGCUUUAUCUCCCCCGGUCCCUGUCAGCAGCGUGCGCUUCUUCUUUGUAAGUUAGUUUUCAGAGUUCCGUGGUGCGCGGCUGGUGUUGGUGUGGAAAUGGUUCUGAUAACGACGCCACGGAUGGAGCUGCUGGGCGUGCGGUGCGUUAAAGACGCUACUUUCCACCCAGUCUGCCGGUCGCUGAUGGCCACGUCGUGUGUGCUGGCGGUGCUGUCCGUGUCCAUGUAUCCGGGGCUGUCCUCACUGGGGGUCCGGCUUCAUUCAGCCUUAACAGGGGCCUAUCUACCAGGACACUACUCUGUUCUCCUCAUCAACAGCCCCAACGAACAGACAGCUAAGGACAUUGGCAGUGCCAUCAUGGAGAAGCGGCUGGCAGCCAGCGUUAACAUGCUCUUCAAGACCUCCACCAUGUACUACUGGAAAGGCGAAAUCCAGGAGGCGAGUGAAAUUCUAAUGCUGCUGAAAAUUAAAACCUCCACGGUUCAGCAAGUCACGGAAUACGUGAGGUCUAUCCAUCCCUAUGAAAACCCAGAAGUCCUCAGCUUCAGGGUGGAGGAUGGCAGUCUGCCGUACAUGAAAUGGAUGGAUGAGGCCAUUCGAGACAAGUGAGAACCCAUCAAAGUCGGAGCCAAUCUCAUCAUGGACUCGAGUCCAACAAACAGACUGAGCCGCGUGGUGCAGCCUGUUGUUUAAAGGCUGCGGAUCGAAGGGAUCAGAGCGGAGUGGGACGAACACAAGUUCGAUAUGUGACAUUUACGCUACUUUGAUGCUGUGACCUUUUCACUUUAAAUUCCACAAUGCACUGGAAAUUUGAUUUCAGUUUUUUAUAAGCUUUACAUACAGCACAAAAACAGAAACAAUGCCCAAAGCCUCUAGAUUGACACAAACAGUAGACUUGGCACAAACAAAAUGGUAAAAAUAUUUCUGAGAUAUAUAAGAAGAUUAAUUUCAUUUAUGUCUAACCAAGAUGAACACCGCUGAUCCGGGCUGGACAUCAUCUCCACAGUAGUCGUCAUGUCAAAUGAAUUAAUAAUUGACCAAAACAAACCAAUUUGCUAAUCAGCUCUUGCAUGAGAGCAGCUUUCACAAACAUUAAUUAUGACCAAGGCACAUAAGCUACGUCAUCAUCAUGUGCGUUUGAAUAUGCUAGUGUUCCUCCAGUCACUUCAGCUGCGCCGUGCUAGCGGUCGUAGCCACGCAUGGUUGCCUGAUUUGGACAAAACCGCUCACUGAGUCGUCAGCGUGCAAAACAAGCUGCGGCUGCGAGGCCUCCACAAAGGAAGUGCAGACGUGGUUUUAGCGGGGCGUUGUGGCUGCGUGUCUCGCCCCACAGAUAGUAAUCUUCAUUUGGUGGCAGCGUGUGUACGUGAGCUUGUGUCUCUGAUUGAUGUCCGAAUGUUUUUAUUCAUCUGCUUAUGACACCUUUAUUGUAAAGGCUACCAUGUACAUUCUGGUAUUUCUGUGAGUCAGGUUCGGCUGAUUGGAGAUUAAUGGCACCAUAUGGUUGAAAAAUUGAACAGUAUGCAAUUCAAAUAAAAAUUCACUAGAUGGUGGUGUUUUAAUACAUAUGAGAACUCACUGCUUUUACAUCAUUCGUUAUUUCCAUAAACAGUGUUCUGAAGAGCAGCCCCACCCCAGAUAUCGGACUCGAUGAAAUAUUUGACUAUGUAGUUUUAUGUACAGUAAAACUGAGCCACACGGUUGGAGAUCAUUUUCAGUGUUUAACUUCAUUUGUACUUCUUGUUUUCACCAUUGCUGCAGAGAUUAUAAAUGUUACUUGAUGUCACCACUGUGCACCGUAGUCAGGUGGACCCUUUGAAAAAGUGCCAGUUUUUACAUCCCCUCAAAAGCUUUACAAUUAAUUCAGCAAACCUUUGGCAGGUUGCCAUGUGUCUUUGCAUCCAUUGCCCUGAUCAAUAAACUGGGCCAUCCCAGUAACCAAGGCUUUUUUUGCCCUUUGUCUGGGGAGUCUAACUUUUAACCCAAGAACCUGCAUUGGGAUGUGUUGCACAUGGUUUAUUUUGUUUGGUUCAUGUCCUGCAAAUUUUUCCUUCAGGUAGAAAUGGGUCCAGGCUCUUAUGGGUUAUGUUCAGCCUCCUGGGAACAAUAAACUUGAGAUUUUGCUAUACUGUA